AUGGCGCUUACGCAGCUGGAGCGGGACAGGGAGAGGCUCAUCGAGGAGAAUCGCCGGCGUAUGGCGGAUGCGCUGGGGCCGAUGGACCAAUACAAUCUGCUGAUGGCCCAGCCAAAGGUGCCGAAGCCCGCCCGUCGCAGGCCGGCCCGCAAGGCGGUCGCCCCCGCGGACAAGCGGCGCAGCGACCGAGUGAGGCAGCUGCCCGCGCCAGACUAUGGCGACAUUGACCAGGCAGACCGCACCCUGGCGCUGCUGAGGAGCGAGUCAGCCAAGGGGCGCACCCCCAAGCGGUGCGCCGCCGCCCACACGCCCCGCGCCCGCAACUCUGCCGCCGUCUCGGGCCUCCGCCCCGAUGGAGCGGUGGGGGACGCCAGCGGUGGCGCCGACUACAGCGGCUGGUCGUCUGACCUGGGGGACUGCUCCCCAGCGGCUGCGGAGGCAGCGUUCGAUGCAGCCUGCAGCCUGGCGGCUGAUUUGGUGGCCAAGGGCAGGGCCGCAACAGCCAAGGCAGGGGGCGCCGCAGGGCCUGUGGGGGCCCCUGACCUGCGCAUGAGCUACUCCCAGGUGGCCUCAGGCUUCUGGAUGCAGCUGCCGCGCGACUUGGUGAUACACUUCCCCCACAGGGAGAGGGUCGACCAGCAGCAGCAGCAGCAGCAGCAGCAGCAGCAGCAGCAGCGCCCCGCACUCUCACAUCACCCUGACCCAAGCGCCAAUGUCAGCACCAUCCCCGAUGUCCCGCCCGAAACCUCUCAUCGGCAGGUACGAUGA
Molecule: messenger RNA, 768 nt
Organism: Monoraphidium neglectum
Lineage: Eukaryota; Viridiplantae; Chlorophyta; Chlorophyceae; Sphaeropleales; Selenastraceae
Exons: 7
Coding region: 1-768 (255 amino acids)
Source: RefSeq, a predicted model, not a curated record